AUGCCUCCCAAACGUAGAACUACCGCGCCACCCACCGCGUCCGCGCAGCGACAGCAAUCUACACUCUCCUUUGCGGGCAAGAACAGCAAAGUCACCAAAGCAUCAUCCCCGCGAAAUGCGAAAUCGACGAAGAAAGAUCCGGCGCUAUUUGAAGACAUCGCACACACGGACGUGAAAGCCGAGGCAGAGCCAGAUGUCGACGAGACUACCACUUCUGAGGCCGCGAUAGAGGAUCGAGCACGAGACGAAGCACCAGCUGCCGAUCCGCUCGAUGGAGAGGUCAAGACGGAAGACGUAUUGGGCGGUCGCGCAGAAGAAAGCGAUGUAGGCGCAAUAGGAGGGAUAGGCUCAGGCUGGGUAGGCGAUGAAGAAGCCGAAGCCCGAAAGAUCUCGCAAGCGCAAAUAAACAAGUACUGGCGAGCCAAAGAGCAAGAACGCAAGGCGCCGAGAGUACAUCAGCAGGAUCUGAGUGUGCAUGAAAAGAUUCUGCGGGAGUGGGAUAUGAGUGGACAGUACGGAGUGAGUCUACUUUGAUUGGUAUUGUGAGACGCUCUGGAGACUAACAUGCUGCAGCCAUGCAUUGGUAUUGCCCGCUUAAAGCGGUGGAAGAGGGCGAAUGUGCUCGGCUUAAACCCUCCUAUUGAAGUUCUUGCGGUUUUGCUCAAGGAGAUGGAUGGUGGAGACAGCAAGUCGCAGAGAGCGUAUGUUGACGAGCUGAUGAGCUCGAAAGUUGUGGAGACUUAA
Lecanosticta acicola is the source of this 744-nucleotide messenger RNA. The record is from the annotation of a GenBank genome assembly. Lineage: Eukaryota; Fungi; Ascomycota; Dothideomycetes; Mycosphaerellales; Mycosphaerellaceae.